Molecule: messenger RNA, 2125 nt
Organism: Pongo pygmaeus (Bornean orangutan)
Lineage: Eukaryota; Metazoa; Chordata; Mammalia; Primates; Hominidae
Product: putative CENPB DNA-binding domain-containing protein 1
Cellular component (GO): nucleus
Molecular function (GO): DNA binding
Source: RefSeq, a predicted model, not a curated record
AUGCCUGGGAAAACGCCCACAGAUGCAGCUGUCAUCCCUAGUGCCAAAAGGGAACGGAAAGCGAUUACCCUUGACCUCAAAUUGGAAGUGUUACGACGAUUUGAAGCGGGUGAGAAGCUCAGUCAGAUCGCAAAGGCCUUAGAUCUUGCAUCUACAGUGGCGACCAUUCGAGAUAGUAAAGAAAAAAUGAAAGCGAGUUCGCGAAUAGCUACUCCUUUGAGAGCCUCUCGGUUGACUCGCCAUCGAAGUGCAGUGAUGGAGAGUAUGGAGCGGCUGCUGAGCUUGUGGCUGGAAGACCAGAGCCAGCCAAAUGCGCCCUUGAGCGCCGCCAUCGUUCAGAAGAAGGCUGAGUUUGAUGACUUACAGCGUGAACAUGGCGAAGGUUCUCAAACGGACAGGUUUCAUGCAAGUAAAGGGUGGCUUGUGAGAUUCAAGGAGCGCCACUGUUUGCCCCACUUCAAGAUGAACAGCGCAGCUCCCAGCAACAAGGACAUGUACACAGAAAUUCUGAAAAGCAUCAUCGAAGAAGGUAAGUACACCCCCCGGGUGUCUUUAACGUAGAUGAGACAGGACUUGAUUGGAAGAGAAUGCCCGAAGGAACGUCUAUUUCCGAGGAAGAGAAUGCUGAGCCAAGGUUUAAGUCAUCCAAAGAUCGCUUGAUGCUGCUGCUUGGUGGCAGUGCAGCUGGGGACUUUAAGUUGAAGCCCUUACUGGUGUACCGCUCGGAAACCCGCAAGGCUCUGAAGAGUACUUGAAGCCCAGUUUGCCCGUGAUUUGGCGCUCCAACAGAAAGGCUUGGGUGACCAGGAGCAUCUUUCAUGAAUGGUUCACUUACUUUUUUUGCCGUUGAAAAAUACUGUGCCCAAAAUAAUCUCACCAACAAAGCAUUGCUCAUGCUAGACAGUGCGUCAUGCCACCCUGUAAAUUUGAGCGAUCUUUCUGAUAACUAAGAGUAGAAUACCUUCAGGCCGGGCGCGGUGGCUCACGCCUGUAAUCCCAGCACUUUGGGAGGCUGAGACGGGCGGAUCACCUGAGGUCAGGAGUUCGAGACCAGCCUCAACAUGGAGAAACCCCGUCUCUACUAAAAAUACAAAAUUAGCCGGGCGUGGUGGUGCAGGCCUGUAAUCCCAGCUACUCGGGAGGCUGAGGCAGGAGAAUUGCUUGAACCUGGGAGGCAGAGGUUGUGGUGAGCCGAGAUCGCGCCAUUGCACUCCAUCUUGGACAACAAGAGCGAAACUCCGUCUCAAAAAAUAAAAAUAAAAAAGAGUACAACAAAAGUAGAAUACCUUCAUGACAGUACAACUGACUCAAUCCAGCCCAUGUGUCAAGGUGUAGCCUCUACCUUCAAAGCUCAUUAUCUGAGAGGGACUUUUGAGCACAUCCUAGAAGCAACAGAUGGUGAGGAUACAGCUAUGAUCAGGGAAUUUUGGAGAAACUACAGCAUCAUGGAUCCUGUGGACAUGGCCAUCACAUGGGAGGAGCUCAAACCAGCACUAAUGAACAGCGUGUGGAAGAAGAUUUGGCCUGAGUGUGUUCAGGCGCAGCGUUUUUCCCAGGCAGAUAACAUUGCACAGCUUCAAAAAAACAUUGUGACCCUUGCCAGAAAUGUGGCCUUUGAAGAGGUUGCUGAGGCUGCUGUGGACCAGUUGCUGCAGUCCCAUGAAGAAGAUCUCUCAAAUGAGGAACUGAUGCGGCUGGAACAGGAGCCGGCAGUGGGGGAGGAGGAGAGGGAAGAUGGUCCCUGGGCUCUGUGGCAGCUAACCACAGGAAGACUGUCGGCAGCCCUCUCACGUUUUGAGGCUGGCUUGCAGGUCCUUGCUAGUAACAGCCCUAAUGAUGACUGGAAACUGAGAGGUUCCAGAGCAAUCAAUGAUGCAAUAAACUGCUACCAGGAGCUGUACAAUGAGAAAAAGCGCCACUCAAAACAACUCUCUUAGGUCAUUUUUCAAUGUGUGUAACCAAGUUAAUCAGAAUAAAGCAGAAGCACCAUGAUGACCUCAACAGUGGAGGCCCAGCCAGGCCUCCCUGCUCUGUGGUGUUGGACAUCCCUGGAAACCUUGCUGUUGGUAUUUCCAUUUUGAUACUUGAGAGCAUCAAAUUUUGUCAUUAAAAUGUUUUUUAAAUA